Trichobilharzia szidati is the source of this 339-nucleotide messenger RNA. The record is from the annotation of a GenBank genome assembly. Lineage: Eukaryota; Metazoa; Platyhelminthes; Trematoda; Strigeidida; Schistosomatidae.
AUGGAAAACCAAGCAGAUCCUAUGUUAGCAGAGAAAAUCGAUCCUGUUCAGAGAACACCAGUAAUAACCCAACAACCUGCAUCAUUUCUUAUCUUACAAAAUCAUCCUACAGAAGUGAAGUGCCCAUUCUGUAAAGCAGAUGUUAAAACGAUUGUUAAAUAUAAUAAUGGCAUGAUAACUUAUGUAGCGUGUGCAGGUUUAUGCAUCUUAGGGUGCUGUUGUGGAUGUUGUCUAAUUCCAUUUUGCAUCAACGCAUUGAAAGACGUGGAUCAUAAAUGUCCAAAUUGUCAUAAAUAUCUUGGAAAAUAUCGAACAUUUCAAGAGAAGUUUUUUAAAUGA